CUAAGAUGGCCGCGUCCUUUGCGCGCACUCUCCCUUCCCCACGUCGCGCGCUAAGCAGGAAGACACGUGACCCUAUGAGGGCGGAAGUGAUCCCAGGGUACACUGCGUUCAGGCCAGAAGUUUAUACGUAUUUCCUUUUCCGGUCUUUUCCACCAUCCAGCCGGAAUCAUGGCUUCAUUCGAGCAGAUGAGAGCAAAUGUGUGCAAAUUACUGCGAGGGAUCGACAGGUAGAGAAACGCAGAGCGAGAGGGCCAUGUGCGGCCCGGGGGGGCCAGGGAUCCCAAUUUACAGCCUCUCUGUAUAAUCUCAGCCUCUCUGUAUAACCCCCCUACCCCAAUCUCUGUGUAACCCCCCCCCACCAAUAUCUGUGUAACCAACCCCCCCCACCAAUAUCUGUGUAACCAACCCCCCACCAAUAUCUGUGUAACCAGCCCCCACAAUCUCCCACCCCACGUCUGUGUGACAACCCCACAGUCUCUUAUUGUAACCAUCUCUGUGUAACCCCCCCCACAAUCUCAGCUGUAACCAACCCCCACAAUAUCUGUGUAACCAACCCCCCACAAUCUAUCUGUGUAACCAACCCCCCACCAAUAUCUGUGUAACCAACCCCCAUACAAUAUCUGUGUAACCAGCGCUUCCACUUCAUAUCUGUGUAAACCCCCCACCAAUAUCUGUGUAAGUACCCAAACCCCCCACCAAUAUCUGUGUAACCCCCACCAAUAUCUGCGUAACCAACCCCACCAAUAUCACCAACAUCGUAGUACAAUAUCUAACCCCCACCAAUAUCUAAGUAACCAACCCCCCACCAAUAUCUGUAACCAACGCCCCCCACCAAUAUCUAAACCAACGCCCCCAAAUUAACAUAGGUAACCAAACCCCACCACAUUCAGUAACCAACCCCCACCAAUAUCUUCGCAGAACCAACUUCACCAAUAUACCAAGUAACCAACCCCCCACAAUAUCCUGUGAACUAACCCCCACCAAUAUUCAUGAACUAACGCGAUGCCCAAGCAACCACCCCCACCACAUCUGCAACAAACCCCCUGCACCAAUAUUCAAGGUGAACCAACCCCCACCAUUCUCAUGUAACCAACCCCCCACCAAUAUCUGCGUGAACUUCAACCCCCACCAAUAGUCUGCAACCAACCCCCCACCACAUAUUCAAGUAACCAGCCCCCACCAAUAUCUGCGUAACCAACCCCCCACCAAUAUCGUAACCAACCCCCACCAAUAUUCAAUAACCAACCCCCCUACCAAUAUUCUAACUAACCCCCCACCAAUAUUCAAGGUAACUAACCCCCCCACCAAUAUCCUGCGUAACCAACCCCCACCAAUAUCUAUGCUUCAACCCCCACCAAUAUCUACCUUCCCCUACCAAUAUCUGUAACCAACCCCCACCAAUAUCUAUGUAAUCCAAGUACCAAUAUUCAUGCAACCAACCCCCCCUCACCAAUAUCUGCCUAACCAACCUCCCCACCAAUAUCUCUGUGCUCAAAUCCCCCACCAAUAUCGUAUGUAACCAACCCCCACCAAUAUUCAUAUGCAACUAACGUAAAUAUCUCCGCGAAUCCCACCAAUAUCGCAUGUGACCAAUGCCCCCCGGCCAAUAUCAUAGAAUUAACGUCUUAUACCGCCCCCCAAUAUCAAAUGCGUUCCCAAUAUUCAUAGAAUCCUAAUUCCCCAAUCUCUUAAGUAACCGGCCCCCUAAUCUCUCAAUCUACCCCCCAAUAUAUCUCUGCCUGACUGAGCCUCCAUCUCUGCAGAACCGGCCCCCACCUCUUAUUGCAAUGUUCAUGUUGUUGUAAUAGUAUGUGUUACUGUAUAUUGUUAUCAUUCUUAUACUAUAUCUUGCCGCACAUGUCACUCUCCAGGUAUAAUCCUGAAAACCUCGCCACUCUAGAACGAUAUGUAGAGACGCAAGCAAAGGAAAAUGCAUAUGAUUUGGAGGCCAAUCUAGCUGUGUUAAAACUGUAAGUAGUUUGGGUAGAAAAGACUUCAUCAUACUGUACCACUUACCUUGUAAAUCUGGUGUAUGCAGAAAAUAGCUGUGUAUUGCUGCCAGGUUAUUUUACUCCUGAUAUGAUGGUUUUAAUGUGAUUGAAAGUUGAUGCAUUCGUUAAAGGCCAAUACCCCAAUAGCCAUGUAAAGUUCAUAAGCAACAAGAGGGGAAUAAAUUGGUAAAAUUAACAACUCUCCUCUAGGCUUCAUGGGAGCCAUCCUUAUAUCUGAUGGUUUUAUAUAGACUGGCUGAGAAUGGCCCUCCCUCUUCGCUCCUAGUCAGUCACUGCCAUCCACGUUGUAUGAAAAGAAGUUUUAAUAAUGGAAAGUGUUAUUCUGUAUUAUCAGUGCUGCAGAUGGAGGCAGUCCAUGGGUGGCAGGAAAAACCUUAAUUCAGGGCAUAAAAUUUCCACUAGCCAUUGGUGAUUAGAAAUGUCCCUGGUGAGCCAGUCUCACUGUAUUCCAUCCACCUCCGCUGGUUGAAAUCAAUAAUACUUAUGAUUGCAGCCUAUCCAAUGCUUCCCAGUAGGGAAAUGUUAGGAGGCUAGUAUGCAUGCACAGCAAAUAGCUGCACUGCGCAAAUCUGCUUCUCUUAGAGAUGCAUUAACUCAAUCCAUCUCUAUGGUGAGCGUUCGGCAUGGAGUCCUGCAUUCGUUGCAAGCACUUGUCCAGGAAGUCCCUUUGCUGGCUGUUCAAGUGACUGCCACUAGAGGUGGCAGUAGACUGCAGUGAAAUAAAUAAACACAGAAAUAUUUCCCAGAGCCACUACAUGAAGCCUCAGUGGUUCUGGUGCCAAGAGUGUACCUUUAAUAGCUUUUCCUCCUGCAGGACAGCCUCUUCAUAAAAUAUCCUACAGCAUGAAGACACUGUAUAGAAAACAUGGUGGAUGUGCCAACACUACUAAUUAGAGAUUCUCCUUUUCCUGUUUCUCCACAGCUAUCAGUUUAAUCCAGCUUUCUUCCAGACCAAUGUCACCGCUCAGAUCCUCCUGAAAGCUUUGACCAACCUCCCACACACAGACUUCACUCUCUGCAAGUGUAUGAUCGACCAGACUCACGUAUCCUUUGUUGCUUUGUGUCUGACACCACACAACGACUUGUGUUCUUUCCGUAGAUUAUGGUGCUGUCUGUAGAUAGUCACAUAACUGGAGAAUAGGCAGAAAUAGUGUCAUCUGUAAACCCAACUCCCACACGUUUGUCCCAUUGUUAAGGUCUGCUUCCCUCUGUACCAUAGUGAGUGCAGCUUUCUGCUGUACAAGGUAGAAAAAAAUAACUUCUACUCUGAUUAAGGGAUAUGCUCAGCAGAUGAGGAUACACGACGCAUGGGCGUCAAUUUCCCACGUAUCUCUAUCAGUAGUUUUUGCCUGCGUGACCAUCACUAGCAAGUGUGGAAACUGUAAAAUGGAAUCCAUGCUAUUUUGCAUAAAUUACACUUUUUACUACAGCAAGGCUGCAGGGGCAGCUAUAUACCCCAAAAUCAAUUAAGAAGACGUGAUGCUGGUGCUCCAGGGAUAGAUUGUGUGUGUGUGUGUGUGUGUGUGUGUGUGUUGGCAGCGCUCCAGGGAUAGAUUUGAGGGGGUGGGUGGUGGCACUCCAGGGAUAGAUUUGGUGUGUGUGUUGGCAGCGCUCCAGGGAUAGAUUUGGAGGGGUGGUUGGUGGCGCUCCAGGGAUAGAUUUGGGGGGGUGGGGUGUGGUGGCGCUCUAGGGAUAGAUGCGGGGGGGGUGAUGGCGCCCCAGGGAUAGAUUUGGGGGGGGGGGUGUGGCGGCGCUCCAGGGAUAGAUUUGGUGUGUGUGUGACUGUAUAUGUGUCAGUUUGUGCCCCUAUGUAUCUUUAUGCGUGUCAUUCUCUGUAUCUGAAUGUGUCUGCAUGCAUAUCUUUUUUUUUUUUUCUGCACGUGUCUAUAUGUGCAUCUGUCUGCAUGUGUGCCCCUAUGUAUCUGUAUGUGUAUCUCUCUGUAUGUGUGUCAGUGUUUGUAUCUGUAGAAGUGUCAUUCUAUGUAUUAGCAUGUGUCCAUAUAGGUAUCUGUAUGUAGUUUUAUAUUCUACAAAUGGAGGGGUAAGGGGAGGGUAGAUGUAUUGGGAAGGGGGGCCCAGGGUAAUUUUCGCAUCGGGCCCUGUGGUUUCUAGUUACGCCUCUGCGUUCCAGGGAAAGAUUCGUUGUGUGGUGGCAUUCCAGCGGUAGAUUCAGUGUGUCAUAGAUGGUAUUCUAGGGAUAAAUAUAAUGUGGAUGGGAGGUGUGAUGGAUAUUGGAGUAACUGGGCUCCUGUUUUAAAACAUUUUGUGUUUUUGCUGGGGGGAUUUUCAAACUUUUUGCCAAUGAUUCCUUAACCAUUUGGGAUUCAGCAAGAAGAACGGCCGAUCAGACAGAUUCUCUAUUUGGGGGACCUCCUGGAAACCUGUCAUUUUCAGUCAUUCUGGGUAAGUACCAGUAACAUGGAAACUACAUAUAGAGCAGUACUGAUGUCCUGCUGUUAUCGCUGGACGUUAAAAUCUUCUAUACACAAUGAGCACGAGAGAUUCGAAUAAGGUGAAAUACAAAUAUUUAGUGGGUAAGUAGGUUUUCCUGAUGUUAGUUUAAUUUUUUUCUGGGGAUCCUAUGGGAAUGUUGCCUAAAAACCCAUUGGGUGCAUCAUGCAGGGAAUUAUCGUUUAGUGAAGGAGGCUGUAUUUCCUGGAGAGGUUCUCAAUGUCCUUGAGCUGUAUAUUUAAGAAAGCUGUGAAUAAAGGAAGCUUUUUGCAUUGUUGAGUAGGCUUGGACAAUAGAUAGAAUUCACGCCUUCUCCAGGGGAAGCCCAGAAUUUCAAUGUUAAGUCACACUGGGCUUGUUGGUUUCAUUUAGAGCAGUCAUGGGUGUAACUGAACAUGUAUGUUCAGGGAGUGUCCAAAUGUUGACUGAUUUUGCAGACAGCAAUACAAAAGGUAGGGGGGGUGGGGGUGUAAAUAUUUAAGCACAGCUUAAUAACCAUAGCAGGUCACUAGUAGCAGCACAUCUACAGUUUUAAUAAAUUGAACAUGUGAAAUUCUCCAUGUGCUAUUUACAACUGUUCUUGGAAUUGGGAUCUAAAACUUCUAGAGGAUAGGACCCCAAACUGUGUACACAUCCUAGUUAUUUAAUAGAAUUGUCUGUUACAUAGUACUUACACCUUCAGUCACACAAUCCAUCCAUCUGCGGCUCUAACCUCCACGACUGAUAUCACAAAAUGAUUUCCCCACUCCCAAAUUCAAGAGGAGAACAUGGUGUGGAAAGUAAAAAGAAUGAUUUGGUAGUAAAUAAGGUCCUACGGGAUAGUUCAUGUGUAUUGAAAAGUUAGAAUUUCUUAUCAUUUAUGUAUUAUUUUACAACCAUCUGUUAAAAUUGCUGGACCAUAAAUGCUGCAAGAUAGUGAGCAUUGGUCAGAUAACCCAUAAAGGAACAAAAAAACACACAUCUUAAAAUGAUAUAUAUAUAUAUAUAUAUUAUUAAAUCGUUUGUUUGGACUCUUGUGCUGCCACCUCUCCGUGCCAUCUUUUCUACUUUCCGCUAACUAUGCUGUUCUCAUUUUGUCUCCGCAGCAAGCUCUCGAUGAGAAUUUAGAUCUCUUGGACGGUAUUGCAGGUUUUGAGGAUUCUGUCAGAAAAUGUAAGUGUUUUUAUGAAUUGUCUUUUCCGAACAUAGCUGAUCCUCCACUUAUUCUGAAUCUGGAAGCUCCAUCCGCUGCUCCACCACUCAACAUGCACUUGUAUCCCUUGCUCCUUCUUGCCCACGUGUGCUGGGGUCCAGUGAGUGAAACACUGUGUUCUCUGCAGUCUAUUUGUUGUAAAGAAGCCUUGCGUUCUGCACAUUUGUAGAGUUUAUUCUCUAAUCAUAGAACUGCAUGAAAAUUUGAAGUAAAUCUUGAGUUUGUGACUAAAUCAGCCAAACUGUAAAAAGCUGAGCUGUAGAAAUUGUUCCAGAUCCUAGUAAUUACCUUGUAAUUUCUCUGCAAUUCCUGGUUUACUGAAUGUCUCUCUGUGUGGGGAGAUAGUUUUGAGUCCAUAUAAUCCAGGGAUCGAAUUAACAAGAUCUGCAUUCCACCUUAAUGCUACAGACACUGGUCCAAACUACAGUCUGUGUAAUGUUCAUUAUUCACGAAAGCAGGAAUUGGAGAAUUCACUCUGUACUCAAUGUCUCUAAGUUCAGCCUUUAACUUAUUUACCAAGGUCUAGCAGAUCCUGCUUGGGGCCAAUAUACUCCCACAUUUUCCAAGGUCUAGCAGAUCCUGCUUGGGGCCAAUAUACUCCCACAUUUACCAAGGUCUAGCAGAUCCUGCUUGGGGCCAAUAUACUCCCACAUUUACCAAGGUCUAGCAGAUCCUGCUUGGGGCCAAUAUACUCCCACAUUUACCAAGGUCUAGCAGAUCUGCUUGGGGCCAAUAUACUCCCACAUUUACCAAGGUCUAGCAGAUCCUGCUUGGGGCCAAUAUACUCCCACAUUUACCAAGGUCUAGCAGAUCCUGCUUGGGGCCAAUAUACUCCCACAUUUACCAAGGUCUAGCAGAUCCUGCUUGGGGCCAAUAUACUCCCACAUUUACCAAGGUCUAGCAGAUCCUGCUUGGGGCCAAUAUACUCCCACAUUUACCAAGGUCUAGCAGAUCCUGCUUGGGGCCAAUAUACUCCCACAUUUACCAAGGUCUAGCAGAUCCUGCUUGGGGCCAAUAUACUCCCACAUUUACCAAGGUGUAGCAGACUCCGCUUGGCGUCAAUAUGCUCCCAGCGCAAAGUUUCUAAUUCGGAGCACAGUGGGUUUGCAACACUGGAAGUAAACUGUUGGCUAUUUCAUUGCUGUGUGAUUAUUGAAAUAUUGGCCUCAUGAAAUGCUAAUAAGGCAAACAAUUUUCAAAUGCCUUUCUUUUUUAUUUUACUUUUUUUUUUUGGUUUCUUCUUCCAGUUAUUUGCCAUGUAGUUGGAAUCACCUAUCAGCAUAUUGAGCGCUGGCUCCUGGCCGAGAUGCUCGGAGACCUGUCCGGUAAGUCCUGUACGACCCGUGGAAGUCUUUCUUCUUAUAGUGUUAAAGUCAAGUGUUUCCAAAUAACCUGACGCUUAACUAACCGAUUUGGUUAGAUUCCCGUGUUUCUGCAACUAUUCUGCUAAUUCCUGCUUUCAUUACCUGAAUCAUUAUUUUUUUAUUGCGUACUAUAUACUGCUGGCACGUUAUCUGGGGGGGGGAGUGGUUGUUGGGCACAGAGAUUGGGGAGGGGUGUUGUCGGGGCGCAGAGAUGGAAGGGGCUGGAUAGCAGUUGCAUUCUGCUAACCGUUCACUGUAGAGAGUUGUAUGGUGCAGGACAUUAUGGGAGAUAUUUAUCAAUGUGUUCUGAAAAGUGAUGGUUAAAUUCCAUUAUUAUUAUUUUGAUUGUUUUUAUUAAUAUUCUAAGAGAAAUCUAUAAAGCACCAGUUUUUAUUAUAGUAAAUUCGGACACUUUUUGCUGAACUUUUUCUUUUCAGCAAACAGCUAAAUUUAGAAUAGAGGAAAAAGACGACAGAAAAACACAAUAUUGUUCUGUUGGAAAGGUCAGAAAUCUGUUUUAGCAGCAAAAAUAAUGGCUUAUAUUUAAAAAGGAAAAAAAAAGUUCUAAGGUCUAAAAAAGCAACAGAUGGAAAAAUCUGAAAUAAUUUAAUGUUGAGACAAGAAUUUGAUUGAAAGGAGUCUGCAAAAUGUUAAUAAAUGUCCUGUAGUGACAGGGCAACUGUGAAUUUAAACCAAACGCACAUUUAAAAGUAAUCUAAACCAAUUUUUAGCUCACUUACUAUUAGUUUUUCCUGGCCACGUACUUCAUCAAAGUCAAACCUUUACCGUCUAUGUUUGUGGUUAAACCACUCUAAUCUUUCUCAAAAACAAUGUACACAAAACGUUUUGGUGUCUGUGUGAAACCUAUGGAGCUCUGAUGUAUCUGACGGGAGACUUAUUCUUAAGUUUCAAGUUGAAACUGUCAUUCUGGCUCUGACUAGCAGGCACACACUCAGCACAGGACGCUUAGUGCUGUCCAGGUUUGUAAUGUGAAGAACCAGGUGCUAUUCAGAAGCUCACAUCAGUUAGACAAAAUAUGAUUCUAGUGGGUAAAAAAGAUGACAUGGUUUACGAUUUAAUUUUGGAACGGUACAGUAUUAUUUAAAGGGACACUGUAGUCACCAGAACAACUACAGUUUAUUGUUUUUAUUCUGGAGAGUAGAAUCGUUCCAUUCAGGCUUUUUGCAGUAAACAUGGUUUUUCAGAGAAAAUACAGUGUUUACAUUACAGCCUAGUGAUAACUUCACUGGCCACUCCUCAGAUGGCUACUAGAGGUGCUUUCUGGGACAGUGUGACUGACAUUCAAUGACUCUGCCCUCUGCAUGAAGACACUGAACUUUCCUCAUGGAGAUGCAUUGAUUCCAUACAACUAUGAGGAGAUGUUGAUUGGCCAGGGCUGUGUUUGGCUUGUGCUGGCUUUGCCACUGAUCUGCCUCCUUCACAGCCUCAGACAAUCCUAUGGGAAAGCAUUGUGAUUGGCUGAGGGAAUCACGUCUGAUGAUGUCAGGCAGGCAGAUCAGAGGCAGCAGUUGCAGACUUGAAUACAAGUAAGAUUUUACUAUAUUGGGCAGGGGGCUAGAUGGUGGUUUUAAAACAAUAGGGUCAGGAAUACGUUUGUGUUCUCAGCGUAAAGUGAAUUAGCACAUUCAGUCUGAAUUUUGAUGUCUGUGUUGUCUUGGCAGAGCCUCAGCUCAGAGUCUGGAUGAGCAAAUACGGAUGGGCAGAAGGGGAUAAUGGAAAGAUCUUUAUCUGUAAUCAGGAGGAGAACAUCAAACCCAAGAACAUCGUGGAGAAGAUUGAUUUUGACAGUAAGUUUGUUUUGAGUGUAGGUGACAUGACACAUUCCACCAGCAGAUCAAGAUUCUCACUGUUUUCUGUUUUUCAGGUGUUUCUGGAAUAAUGGCGACUUCACAAUGACACUUUUCCUGAAGAAAUUGAGUUUAUUUUAUAUAUUGCCGGAAUGUCUGCUCUCUGUAAUAAAUGCUGUAAAGUGACUCUUGUGUCUGUCGUUAUAAAUGAUGUGAACGAGUCCCUCAUGAGAUCUAAAUUUGCAGAUUAUUUUCCAGUAAUUUCUCUCCUAU
Messenger RNA from Pelobates cultripes (western spadefoot toad), 9100 nucleotides. The record is from the annotation of a GenBank genome assembly. NCBI's taxonomy places the organism in Eukaryota, Metazoa, Chordata, Amphibia, Anura, Pelobatidae.